Paecilomyces variotii is the source of this 1019-nucleotide messenger RNA. RefSeq lists its product as hypothetical. Bases 74 to 856 code for a protein of 260 amino acids. NCBI's taxonomy places the organism in Eukaryota, Fungi, Ascomycota, Eurotiomycetes, Eurotiales, Thermoascaceae. The transcript has 4 exons. The record is from RefSeq and is a predicted model, not a curated record.
UGCAAUACGACAGACCACACCAUAUUCUCUGGCAUUUACAGUAUUGAAAGUGUCUAUCGACAGUCACCUGAUAAUGGAAUCGCCAACUGCUGCUGGUUGUGCAAAAUGGGACAAAGUCAAAGGUGAUAUCUUUAUGUGUAUUGCUAGGUCCUCGAAAACAGCGGAGCCGGCUGCAGCAUCCUAUCAUGAUCUAGAAAAAGAUCACUCGUUUUCCAAACAUAUAUAUGCUGGGGGGUUACAAGCUUGUGUCAUUGUCCGCUAUCAGAAAAGCCCUGUCGGCCCAUACGACGAGCUUCUAUGGAUACCUGGGGCUUUUAGACUUCCAGAAACUGGGAAAACGGCAUACCGAGCUACACGAAUCUAUGUUUCGGAUGAGAACGCUGUGUAUCAAGGCCGUAGCAACUGGAAUGUACCCAAAACGCUCGCGAGGUUCGAAUUUACCGAAUCCGAAAGCAAUCAUCUUCCUUACAGCAAGAUAAAAAUAUCAACCCACAAAGAAGGCGAGCUUUUUCUGGAACUAAAAUUGAUACCAGUAUUUUUCAACUCGCGAACAAUACUUCCUAUUAACUCCAAAUUUUUCCCAUUUAACCUAAGAUUUGUAUUCCCCCCGCUUCCGGAAAGCAGAGAUAAGCAAGAAGACAAGCGGGUGGGAACAACAGAAUGGAAGCAAGUUUUUUUGAGUGUUACGGGAAGGGUCGGAGUCGUCAAAACAUCCAUUUCACAGACAUCUGGAAAUCUUUUCCCUGAUUUGGGCGGAAAAUGCCACUGGCUAUGGCUGAAGGGUGCGGAAAUUCGAAUUGAGGGGUUCCCCUAUCACACGGCCACUCCUAGUGCUCCACAUAAGCAAAAGCAUUAGAAUAUUGAGGUUGACGAUUAAUGCAAAUCAUUUAAUGCCAAACUAAGCAGCUUUAAUUCAAGCCUUGCAAUACAUCUAGAGCAUUUCUAAGAAUGUAUACAACACACGUACAGAGUGUUCAGAAAACCGGACUACCUACUCUAUAUUUUCUCGAGCUUACAAU